CCAGUGACAUUCCAUCAGUUUUUAUUACUAAAUCUUUAAACUUUUCCGAGGAAUUGUUGGAAUUGAUUAGUAAUAACACAUGUCAAAAUCUUAGGAAUAAAUAUCUUUUUUUAUUAUUACACGGCGAGUUAGAGAAAUUUGACCUAAACGUGUUGACUGCAACUUUUUUUCCCUUGCUGCUUCUCGUCUUGCCUCAGAGGUAAGAGGCAGUUUUUUUGCAGAGGAUGCUGGCGUGGUGAGGCGUCAGCUCUGGUCGGACAGGAGGCAACAGAGUUACGCUGCAGCGAUCUUUGGGACUUUUUUAUCCUGCAGGGGAGGGGGGAAAAAAACUUCCUCCAACAGACCGACUAGGAGAAUAUCCAUCUACAUCACCUGGAAGCACAUGUAAAAUAAUUUUCCUCCCCAUUACCGUAUCCAUCCCGAGCACCGUGCGCCUUUGGUGCGCCCCGCGGAGCGACAGAUGAGUCCUCUCCGUCGCAUCAUGUGGAUUACUCUGGGGCUUGUUUUGGCAGCUGGCAUCACUGACGGGAGCUGGGGAUGCCAGUUGCCCCACGACUGGAGACCGCAGACGGAAGCGUGCCGCGCUGAGCUGGCGGAGAUCAUCGUGUUUGCCAAAGUGCUGGCUCUGCACAAAGAGUCCUACAGCGUGUACAACUACCUGCCGUGGCAGCACGACACCGACCUGCUCUUCUCCGCAGAGAUCGAGCUGCUGUGCGACCAGUCCUGGGGCAGCAUGCUGGAGGUGCCCGCAGGCUCCAGGUUCAACGUCAGCGGCCUGGGAUACUUACCGUGCUUCACCUACAGCGUCACCGAAAACAACAACUACUACUUCUUUCUGAGGAUGGAUGAAAACUACAACAUCAUUCCACAUGGAGUUAAUUUCCAGGACCCCAUAUUCCCCGACACUCCAGAGAACCACCGCAUGUUUGCCAGCCUGUUCCAGUUUUCCAACUGCACACCUGGAACUCAAGUCCACAGUUUCACCCCGGAGUGGGAGGCUCAAGAGGACAGCCGGUUGUUGUGCUCCACGGUUCAGAAAGCUCUGUUUGAAGAGGAAGAGAGGGUAAGGACUCUCUCUCAGAGAGUGCGUACUUUGGAGAAAGCCAAUGGCCACCUGAAGGAAAAGGUGAAGACUUUGAAACGUCUUCUACGUCUGGCCCAACGAGAAACGACAAAGGAGCAACAAACUCUAAGCCUUAAACAACUCCAUGAGUCAAAGAUGCCCCAAACUCACCCUGACCAAGAGACCACCCAGGAUCAAAAGAAUCAAGAGCUCAAAAAGGUCCCUCCAAAGAAGCUAAAAGCCAAGGUGUCCCUUUUUUAAGCAAUAACAGAAAGAGCUAUUUCAUGCUUCAUGUCUUCAGUGUUAAACCACAUGCUUUAUCUUUUGAUGACUUGUUUUCUCUUCUAGUGCUGGACACAUCAUGCAUCGUAUCAAUAUCACACCCUUGUCUAUGCAGAACAUGGUAUAUACUAAUGUGUUAAUUGUGAAAAUAUUCAGACAAAUGGCUAGAAUGACGCUGUCUCAUAAUUCAGUGCUUUGUGAAAUUUUGUUGAGCAGGUUUUUCUUCAAAGCAUUUCUGAGGAAUUACACAAAUCUACAGGUUACUAGGCAAAAACCAAGGGGAGCAAAUGUCUUCUACUGAUGCUAAUCAGAUCGUCAACAUUUAUAGGGCAUGGUCUUUAACUCCCCAUUACAGGGUUGUUACUAUAGUACGGAUUCUUUAUAAUAGUUUUAUUGAUCUCACAAUGGAGAAAUUCACCUUUCCAUUGGGGAGCAGUGGGCUGCCACUGUGCGGCGCCCGGGAAGCAAUCUGGGGUUAAGGGUCUUGUUCAGAGAGCCAGAGUGGCAGUCUGCGGGAGUUGAACUCAGAACCUCCAGGACCCAGGCACAAUGCUGUAACCACAAGGCCACCACCUCCCACUUAACAGUUUAAUCCUGUCCCGUAGUGACCCAAUUUCAUGCUUUUCAGUCUAUCCAAUAGCAACGCAUCAUUUUACUAGACCAUUAUGGUUACCUAAUGCUUACUACCACUUUUCAGUAUCUUACUCCCUCAGUUUGCUUCCUCAAGAAAUUUGGUUUUUGCAGUUAUUCCGUUAAUGUAUUGACAGAAAGCUUGUGUUAUCAAAUCAAAUAAGUAUUUAUCAGUGUUAACACCAGUCAAUUAUUUUUUUAAUUAUUAUUAUCAUUUGGUUCUGGAACCAACUUUGAUUGAAACCAACAUAGAAAAUGUAACAUAUUGACACAUUUGUACAACAAACUUGCGGUAGGUUUUCUCAACGGUUGUUCCGCAAUGUUGCUAAAAUCGUGUCUGUUCUUGUGAACUCUAAGCCGGGAUGCAUUGGUUACACCCCCAGUUGUUGAAAUACAGAUAUUGGCAUUGUUUUUUUGAGACACGACUACCUGUUGUUCUAUCCUUGAGGUCACGUGUGACAUAGUGCCAUAAAUAUGUACUGUGCCUUUUCUUCAUGAAUUAUUGAUGAAAAAUUAUUUCAAAUCCGUCCUUUUCUAAAUUAUUUUUUAAAGUUAAAGCUUGUCUCUACACAAAAUAUACAGAUAUAAUUUUUUGUUUGUUUUAUUUUGUUUUUAACAUUGGAAUUUCCCUACUUUGGCUUGCUGUUGCUAAAAUCACAGCACACUAUUUCUCUUAAUUACUCUUUAAGUGAUUUUUUUUUCUCCCAAAAUUUUCUUUUGUGUUUGUAAUUUGCGUCCAAUUAAAGGAUGUUUUCUGUAUUUGGUGCAGAGCAUCAUUUAUCUCCAUCCAGUGAAGCUGGCAUGGUACAGGAUUUGUUUAUUAUGUGUCAGGGAUGAAGGUUGCCUUUAAGAAGCAUUCUGUGAUUGCUUUUGUUAUUGGUCUGCUUCCCUUAAACCAUCAACUUCUUGCUUUUCCAGUUCUGUAAGGCGGCUUUUUAAAAAAUAAAUUAUCUUUUUCAGAAACGUU
Fundulus heteroclitus (mummichog) is the source of this 2942-nucleotide messenger RNA. RefSeq names its product coiled-coil domain containing 3b (gene ccdc3b). Bases 461 to 1324 code for a protein of 287 amino acids. Gene Ontology annotation, cellular component: extracellular region. Lineage: Eukaryota; Metazoa; Chordata; Actinopteri; Cyprinodontiformes; Fundulidae. Gene Ontology annotation, biological process: negative regulation of gene expression. The record is from RefSeq and is a predicted model, not a curated record. The transcript has 3 exons.